AUGGAAUCCGCUAAUGAAAACAAUAUAUCAAUUGCUCAAACUGGUAUCUCCCUUUCAGAUUAUAAUGUUAUAUUUGUUACACAUUUAGCAACACUAAUCGGAACAGGAUUCACUUGUGCUGGAUUCCCACUAAUUUCAGCUACAGUGCUUUCUUGCACUUUUAAUCUUUUAGCAGCCGUAUCAUCACUAUUACUAAGUAUAUUAGUCGGUUGGGAUGCCCUAUCUGCGGCAGAUUAUUACAAAAAAGACUCAAUUAAAAGUAUAAUGAAAUAUCCAGCUUCACCAGCUUUAUUUUUAUCAUCAUCAUCAAUACAAGGUGUAGUUGAUUCAUCUGAUUAUUCAAAGACACCUGCUAUUUUAUCAUUUUUUGAAGAAAUGGAUCUGAUAUCCACUUCUUUUGUUAAAAAUUUUAUCACCCAAGAUAUAUUGGAAGAUGAUAAUAUGGACUAUUCUUGGAUCAACUUUGUUAAAGGAAUCCAUUCGAUUAAAGAGUCCUUACAAACUCCAAUCUAUUAUAAUAAUCAAGGAUAUAAAUGUAUUACUAUCAGAUUAGCACCCUUAACUAAUGAAGAAAGCUUGUCAGGUUGGAAACAAGAGGUUUGUACCAAUUCCAUGGGUAGAAGCAUAUUAUCAUCAGCAUCAUCUUCAUCAAUUUUGAUAAAUACAAAAAAAAAUCAACAAAAAGUAUCAGGGUGGUUAUUGGACCAUAAUCUUUUAGAAUCACAACUCUCUAUUUUCCAAGGAACGUAUCUGGUCCAAUUCUAUCAGGAUAUAAGUACCUCAGUAAUAAACUGUCUAUUAACUCAAAGUAAACAAUUGUUAAAUGGUGAGAGCAAAAUAUCAGGAGAAGUUACAGAUAAAAAUGGUAUUAUUUUUAUCACGUCUAAAUUAUGGAAGGACUCCUAG
Molecule: messenger RNA, 906 nt
Organism: Arxiozyma heterogenica
Lineage: Eukaryota; Fungi; Ascomycota; Saccharomycetes; Saccharomycetales; Saccharomycetaceae
Exons: 1
Coding region: 1-906 (301 amino acids)
Source: RefSeq, a predicted model, not a curated record